This is a messenger RNA of Tigriopus californicus, 1961 nucleotides long. Its product is annotated as pyruvate kinase-like. Gene Ontology annotation, cellular component: cytoplasm. The coding region runs from base 158 to 1792 and encodes 544 amino acids. Gene Ontology annotation, biological process: glycolytic process. Gene Ontology annotation, molecular function: magnesium ion binding; potassium ion binding; pyruvate kinase activity. The record is from RefSeq and is a predicted model, not a curated record. The transcript has 4 exons. Lineage: Eukaryota; Metazoa; Arthropoda; Copepoda; Harpacticoida; Harpacticidae.
UGGCGAGCGGUGUCCUACGUUGGCCUUCAUUCUUCAGAGACGUUUGAAGGAGAACGAAGGUGGUUGGAGAAUUCGAGGUCUUCCAUCGAGAUAUCUUUCAGUGCUUCCAAAGAAAUUGCGCCUGCACGGUUGUUCUUUUGUGCAAACGAGUAUCAAAAUGGUUUACGUCACGAAGUAUGACCAUGAAGAGUCGGCUAUCUUGCCCACCGGCAAUGUCCCCGGGGGCCAACAAAAGGCUCACACGGCCUCCACCACGGUGGACUACUUGUCCGACCUGAACAUCAUGAGCCGUGCCAACCGCAUUAGAUUGUCUGGAAUUGUCUGCACCAUUGGUCCCGUUUCUCGAGAGGUGGACUACUUGUUCGACAUGAUUGACACGGGCAUGAACAUCGCUCGAAUGAACUUCUCUCAUGGAACUCACGAAUACCAUGGUGGCACCAUUGAUAAUUGUCGCUUGGCAGCUGAAAAGUACGCCAAGGAGAGGGGAUACGACCCGUCUUUGGCCAUUGCAUUGGACACCAAGGGACCCGAGAUCCGAACUGGACUCUUAGAGGGCGAUGAUGGUCGACUGGAGCUAGCUUUGGAGACUGGUGCCAAGAUCAAGAUCACAACUGAUGAAGCCUUCAAAGAGAAGUGCACGGCUGAUGUGCUCUUCGUUGACUACAAGAACAUCACCAAGGUUCUUGAACCCGGCAAGAGGAUCUAUAUUGACGAUGGUCUCAUUUCUGUCGUCGUCAAGGAAGUCAAGGAUGACCAUAUUAUUGGCGAGGUGGAGAAUGGUGGCAAUUUGGGAUCCCGAAAGGGCUGCAAUCUUCCCGGAACCGAUUGCGACUUGCCCGCCAUCUCGGCCAAGGAUCAAGAAGAUCUGAUGUUUGGUAUUGAGAAAGAUGUGGAUAUGAUCUUCGCCUCGUUCAUCCGUGAUGCCGCUGGCGUGCGGGAUAUCCGAAAGAUCUUGGGCGAGAAAGGAAAGAACAUCUUGAUCAUUCCCAAGAUUGAGAACCAACAGGGCGUCAAUAACAUUGAUGAGAUCAUUGCCGAGUCCGACGGUAUCAUGGUGGCUCGAGGCGACAUGGGCAUCGAGAUCCCCCCCGAGAAGGUGUUCAUCGCCCAGAAGCAAAUCAUUGCCAAGUGCAACAAGGCUGGAAAGCCGGUGAUCUGCGCCACCCAGAUGUUGGAGUCCAUGGUCAAGAAACCCCGACCCACAAGAGCUGAAGGCUCUGAUGUUGCCAACGCCGUCUUGGACGGAGCCGAUUGCGUCAUGUUGUCGGGUGAGACCGCAAAGGGCGAUUUCCCAUUGCAAUGCAUCCGAACCAUGGGUAACUUGUCCCGAGAAGCCGAAGCUUGUCUGUGGAAUGAGCGCUUCUUCAAUGACUUGGUCCGUUCCAAGACCUUGGAUCUGCACAACCAGGCGGCGGAUGCCACUCAAACCACUUCCAUGGUGGCUGUUCAGGCCUCCUAUGGCAUCAAGGCAUCGGCGAUCAUUGCCAUUACCACCACUGGGCGUACGGCCAAAGCCGCUUCUCAGUAUCGCCCUCAAUGUCCGAUUUUGGGCGUGACAAGACAGCGUCAAGCUGGUCGUCAGAUGCAAUUGCAUCGUGGAUGCAUCCCGUUGUACUACGCCGAGGAUAGGAUCGAUGACUGGACCAAGGACAUCGAUAACCGCAUCCAGUACGCCAUUGAUUUCGGAAAGAAGAACGGAUUCAUUAAGACCGGGGACAAUGUGAUUUGCAUUACGGGUUGGCGUAAGGGAGCUGGUUCAUCCAACACCGUGCGAAUCUUGAAUGUUCAGUAGAAACUCGAGAUCUCUUAAGAGGAGGAACGUUACUCGAGGUGUUUUAAAUCCGUGGAAUGCUUUAAAUAAAUUAUGUUUAGAACCUCAAUCUUUGUUCCAACUCUUAAAUCGCCCUGAAAGGGUGGUGAAAGAAGACAUAUUUUGAAAUAAAGAAAAAUUGUUCCUCCCA